AUGAUGAUGGAGAUGAAUAGAAAUGGAGAUGACCUCGAUUCUGAUGCACCUUUACCCACGAAAGGGAAGGCAAGAACCACAGCAGUCACAACCAAGAAGAAAGCCGCCCCUACAAAGAAGGCCACUUCCGCAGUUGAGAUUGAUAGUGAUGACGAGGAAGACGAUGACGAAGAGGAUGAAGAACCGGCGAAACCGGUCAAACGCACAAACCGUGCUGCCGUACUCAGGCGCGUCUUCUGUACUUCUGAAAAGCCCAAUGACCACAUACUGAUGCUGGAACUGUUUCUUGGUGCUAAGUCAAGCAACGACGACGCGAAAGGCACCGGCAAAGAGGGCGACACCCGCUCCCAAGGCCAAGCAGUCGACUUUAAGUUUCGAGCCUUCCCAGUCUCGUCCGGCCCGAACGUCAACACGCGCUGCUGCCGGCCGCGCAAGGGGUAA
Heterobasidion irregulare TC 32-1 is the source of this 441-nucleotide messenger RNA. RefSeq lists its product as uncharacterized. The coding region runs from base 1 to 441 and encodes 146 amino acids. The record is from RefSeq and is a predicted model, not a curated record. Lineage: Eukaryota; Fungi; Basidiomycota; Agaricomycetes; Russulales; Bondarzewiaceae. The transcript has 2 exons.